Oncorhynchus tshawytscha (Chinook salmon) is the source of this 812-nucleotide messenger RNA. Its product is annotated as phospholipase A and acyltransferase 1-like. The transcript is spliced from 5 exons. The record is from RefSeq and is a predicted model, not a curated record. Gene Ontology annotation, biological process: N-acylphosphatidylethanolamine metabolic process. Gene Ontology annotation, molecular function: A2-type glycerophospholipase activity; glycerophospholipid phospholipase A1 activity. NCBI's taxonomy places the organism in Eukaryota, Metazoa, Chordata, Actinopteri, Salmoniformes, Salmonidae. Gene Ontology annotation, cellular component: cytoplasm. Bases 102 to 560 code for a protein of 152 amino acids.
AGUAGAGACUCUCAGAUCAUCUAUGCAUUUCUCAGUGUCUCUCUAAAGUGUGUGUCUGUGACUGGAGUUUCAAAGCACACAGAAGAGAAACACCAACACCCAUGGGGCUGGGGAGUUCCCAUCCGAAGCCGUUCCCAGGAGACAUCCUGGAGUUUCCUCUGAAUAAAUACUUCUCCCAUUUUGGAAUUUAUUACGGAGAGAGGGAUGGAGUGCCCUACGUAGCACAUCUUACCUGCAGAGACUCGGAGACGAAGCUGCUGUUAUUUGGUCGAGCCCUGAAGUCAGAGGUCAAACUGGACCCAGUGGAGCUAGUGGGACGGAAAUACAAGGUGAGGAACUUGCUGGAUAAGGUCCAUCCUCCCAGGGACUUCUACUCUCUGGUGAAACCUGCUAUAGACGACAUGAUAGGUAGAGACGUCACCUUCGACAUCCUGUUUCAUAACUCUGAACACCAGGCCACGCUCUUCAGAUACGGACUCAAGAAGUCCACCCAGAUUGAAAAGGUCUACGCCCAGAUCCUGCCCACCUGGAAGAAACCGUUUGAGAAGAAGAAGUUGUAACCAUGACGACGACCGUGGCUGUGUUCUAGAUUGGAACACAGUCUACAGUUUAAUUCCCUCUAGAUAUCUACUAACGAGGUACAACAAGGAGAAUCAUAACAGUACAUUUUUUAAAUGUAACUCAGUGUAGGAUGCUGAUAUAGGGUCAAUUAUAUUUCUGAGUUUUUACAUUUAGGGUUACAUUGAACACUGUUUUUAUAUAUAUAUAUAUAUAUAUAUAUAUACACAUCAAUAAAAUACAGUAAAACACUU